CACACAUACACAUAGUUGAGAUGGGCAGUUUUGGAGUGAGUUGCUCCUCAAUUAGACCUUCAUAUCCCCCUAAAAUCAACCAUCAUUCUCAUUCUUCUCUCUCUUAUUCUUCCACCACUCUCAAGCCAUUGUUGAAGGAGCUCCACAAAAGCAACCCCAUUUUAUUCCAAGUGUCGAAAACGAUCAAAGAGGCCUCACUGAGAUUAUUGGAUGCAUUUGUCGAUUCUGUAUUCCACUUUAUUGAUCAGCCCUUGCUCCCAUCUCAGAGCAAUUUUGCUCCGGUGGAAGAGAUUGGAGAAGCAGUAGACGUGACAGAAUCGAUAAAUGGAAGGAUCCCAGCUGGUUUUCCGGCAGGAGUUUACAUCAGAAAUGGGUCAAACCCCCUAUUUGGUGGCUUAAAAUCGACAAAUUCCGUAUUUGGAAAGUCUAGCCACACUUGGGUAGAAGGAGAAGGCAUGCUUCAUGUUUUAUACUUCUCUAAAAACGGUGAUGGCAGAUGGGAGAUUUCCUACAGAAACAGACAUGUUGAAACAGACACUUUCAAGCUAGAAAAGUCCAGGAAGAAACCGGCAUUUCUUCCGGCUGCAGAAGGAGAUUCCCUAGCUGUGUUGUCUGCUUAUCUUCUUAACUAUUUGAGAUUCGGGUUUGUGAACAAGUAUGUAAGCAACACGAGUGUGUUUGAGCACUCUGGGAAGCUCUACUCAGCUGCAGAGAAUCAUAUCCCUCAAGAGAUAGACAUUUUCACACUAGAAACAGGGCGAAAUUGGGAUGUGAAUGGUUCUUGGAAUAGGCCAUUUACCAGCCAUCCAAAGAGAGAUCCAUACACGGGAGAGCUAGUGAUUAUGGGGAUUCAUCCGGAAAAGCCUUACUUCGAGCUUGGAGUGAUCUCAGUUGAUGGAGAUAGACUGCUUCACAAAGUUGAUCUCGAACUAGACAGAUGCUGCCUUAGCCACGAAAUAGGGAUCACAACGAGGUACAAUGUGAUCAUGGAUUUUCCUCUGACCAUAAACAUAAAUCGACUGAUAAAAGGCGGACCUCUAAUAAAGUACAAUGGGGAAGAAUAUGCAAGGAUUGGCAUCAUGCCUCGUUAUGGAGAGGCCGAUUCUGUCAAGUGGUUCGACGUGGAGCCAGGCUGCACCUUCCACAUCAUCAACUGCCACGAGCAAGAUGAUGAGGUAGUUGUCUUGGCAUGCAGGGCCCGUGACUCCAUGAUACCAGGCCCCGACUUUGGCCUUAACAAGCACGAGUGGUUCUCAAAAGGGCUUGAGCAGAUUGGUGCAGACGCCCCAUUUCUUACGCGUGUUUAUGAGUGGAGGCUCAACAUGCUCACGAGCGAAGUGGUGGCAGAGAGAAACCUCACGGGAACGGACUACUCCAUGGAGUUUCCAAUCAUCAAUGAUAAGUAUAUUGGCAAAAUAUGCAAGUACGGCUACACACAGGUGGUCUGCUCAAAGGCCAGCUCCACGGCAGGUACGGCAAAAUUCGGAGGGCUAGCAAAACUUCACCUGCACGAGAGGGAACAAUGCGAUGGGUUAAUCAAGGUCGAGCACCACAAGCUCCCGAGGAACACCUUCUGCACGGGUGCUGCUUUCGUGGCCAAAAGGGGAGGUGUGGACGAGGAUGAUGGAUGGAUCAUUGCCAACGUACAUAAUGAAGACAGGAACACAUCUCAUGUGUACGUCGUUGAUGCCAAGGAUUUCUGCAACGAGCCGGUUGCUGCAAUCGAUCUUCCAACAAGAGUGCCUUAUGGAUUUCAUGGAGCUUUUGUGCCAUUUGACUAUGAAGAAACAACUAUAUGACUUUGUAAAAGAUAUGUAACAAUAUAGUUUAGUAUGUUUGUGUCAUUCUAAGUGUUGGGACAUGAGACUGUCCUAAAUCUUGAACAUUAGAGAAACUCAGAAAUUUGAAAUAUUUCACUGGUUGAUGUCUUUGUAUAUACAUAAAUUAAUAAGAUUGCAUUUGUAUUUAAUUA
Salvia splendens (bonfire salvia) is the source of this 1972-nucleotide messenger RNA. Its product is annotated as carotenoid 9,10(9',10')-cleavage dioxygenase 1-like. The transcript has 11 exons. Gene Ontology annotation, biological process: carotene catabolic process. NCBI's taxonomy places the organism in Eukaryota, Viridiplantae, Streptophyta, Magnoliopsida, Lamiales, Lamiaceae. Bases 21 to 1799 code for a protein of 592 amino acids. Gene Ontology annotation, molecular function: carotenoid dioxygenase activity. The record is from RefSeq and is a predicted model, not a curated record. Gene Ontology annotation, cellular component: chloroplast stroma.